This is a messenger RNA of Nicotiana attenuata, 426 nucleotides long. RefSeq names its product UPF0057 membrane protein At4g30660-like. Gene Ontology annotation, cellular component: membrane. The coding region runs from base 20 to 235 and encodes 71 amino acids. The record is from RefSeq and is a predicted model, not a curated record. The transcript has 2 exons. Lineage: Eukaryota; Viridiplantae; Streptophyta; Magnoliopsida; Solanales; Solanaceae.
AAUCCCCUACCCCCCAAGAAUGGACUCAAGAUGUGCAAUUCUAUGUGAAGUUUUACUUGCAAUCUUGCUUCCUCCUCUUGGUGUUUGCCUUCGCCAUGGUUGCUGCACUGUGGAGUUCUUGAUUUGCUUGGUGUUGACCAUAUUGGGCUAUGUUCCUGGAAUUAUCUAUGCUCUCUAUGCUAUCCUUUGUGUUGACCGUGAACCACCAUAUGAUCAUUAUCGCGAUCUUGCUUAAAAUAUUACUAUAAUUGUUAAUCUUUUUCAUUUGCCUUAUUGAAUACACCAUUUCAUAUUGUGUCGUCGUCUUGUUUCAGCUUGUAUUUUACUUCUGUGCUUGUAAUUUAGACUUCAACUUUGGAUGAAUUAUACCCUAUGUCACUUGUUCUGAAUCAACUGUUGCAGUUUAAAUUUAUGGAUUGGUCCCCU